GCUCUCCAGCUGCUGCCUGGGAGCUCCUCCCAGGCAGGAUCCAAGCAAGGAGAGUCUCCGGUUCUUUUCUGCCCAGCAGAGCUGCAAACUCCCAGGAGUAAGUGAGGCUCCAGCUCUUCAGCCUUUGCCCCAUCACAGCAUCGCAGGGGGCGGUACCAUAACUGCCGGUUGCCAGGUGGUACCCAAAAAACAACGUGCCCAGGGGGUGAAGAACUUCAAGGGAACCGGCUCCUGCUGGCCGCCUGAGUGUGGCCAGUCCCAGGCUGCAGACUAUGGCCAUGGCCUCACUCCCCAUGGGCGAAAACUGGACCGACGGGACGGUGGGACUGGGGACCCACAAAGGGAAUCUGAGCGCCGCGCUGGGGCUCACUGAGUGGCUUGCGCUCCAAGCUGGCAACUUCUCUUCGGCGCUGGGGUUGCCAGCACCAUCCCAGGCACCUUCCCAGGUCCGGGCCAACCUGACAAACCAGUUCGUGCAGCCGUCCUGGCGGAUUGCGCUCUGGUCGCUGGCCUAUGGCUUGGUGGUGGCCGUGGCAGUCUUCGGAAACAUCAUCGUUAUCUGGAUCAUCUUAGCCCACAAGCGCAUGAGAACGGUCACCAACUAUUUCCUGGUAAACCUGGCUUUCUCCGACGCCUCCGUGGCUGCCUUCAACACCUUGGUCAAUUUCAUCUAUGGUCUUCAUAGUGAGUGGUACUUUGGCGCCAACUACUGCCGCUUCCAGAACUUCUUUCCCAUCACAGCGGUGUUUGCCAGCAUCUACUCUAUGACAGCCAUUGCAGUGGACAGGUAUAUGGCCAUUAUCGAUCCUUUGAAACCCAGACUAUCUGCCACAGCCACAAAGAUUGUCAUUGGAAGUAUUUGGAUUUUGGCAUUUCUACUUGCCUUCCCUCAAUGUCUUUAUUCCAAAAUAAAAGUCAUGCCAGGCCGUACUCUUUGCUAUGUGCAAUGGCCAGAAGGUCCCAAGCAACAUUUCACGUACCAUAUCAUUGUUAUCAUCCUGGUGUACUGUUUCCCAUUGCUCAUCAUGGGUGUCACCUACACCAUCGUUGGAAUUACUCUCUGGGGAGGAGAGAUUCCAGGAGACACCUGUGACAAGUACCAUGAGCAGCUGAAGGCUAAGCGAAAGGUUGUAAAAAUGAUGAUUAUUGUGGUGGUGACGUUUGCCAUCUGCUGGCUGCCCUACCAUGUGUAUUUCAUUCUCACAGCGAUCUACCAACAAUUAAACAGGUGGAAAUACAUCCAGCAGGUCUACCUGGCUAGCUUCUGGCUGGCCAUGAGCUCAACCAUGUACAAUCCCAUCAUCUACUGCUGUUUGAACAAAAGAUUUCGCGCAGGCUUCAAGAGAGCAUUUCGCUGGUGUCCUUUCAUCCAGGUCUCCAGCUACGAUGAGCUAGAGCUCAAGACCACCAGGUUUCAUCCCACACGGCAGAGCAGCCUGUACACCGUGAGCAGAAUGGAGUCGGUGACCGUGUUGUUUGACCCCAAUGAUGGGGACCCGAACAAAUCCAGUCGCAAGAAGAGGGCGGUACCCAGAGAACCCAGUGCCAAUGGCUGCUCCCACAGAGAUUCCAAAUCUGCCUCCACCACAUCAAGUUUCAUAAGCUCACCCUAUACCUCUGUGGAUGAAUAUUCCUAAAUCCAUGUCCCUAGGUAAAGGCUGUUGUGAGGCCACCGUGAGGCCAGCCUAGGUCCCUCAUUCUCCUAACCAUGCCAGGUCCUAUUCUAGGUACUUUGGGGAAGCAGAAGGGCAGAUCUUAGGUACAGAUAUUUAAUCUGAGAAAAGUGGAAUACCAACAUAACAAAACCUACCAACAUGUCAACCAGCACAAAGAAAAUUGAGUCUUCAAUUUAUUCUUUAAGAAUCUAAAUGGUCAUAUGCACCAAGUCCAAUGUGUGAAUCUGAAAAACUCCCUAAGUGUUCAGUGUCUGUCAUUUAACAACGGCAGUGCACUUUUGUGACAGCAGAACAGCAGAGGAGUUUUCCAAGAGAUUAAGGAAGCUCUAAAAUGCAAUACUGAGCAAAAGGCAACAUGUCCUACAUAAAACAGAAGCUCUGUGUGACUAUAGAGUGGAAAGGACAAAUGACUGACUUCACCAACAAGUAAUAGAAAAAUCAGCCUCAAAGAGUAGGAAAAUAUGAAAGUCUUUGCUCAAGAAAAUUCAUUUUGUAAAAUGAAAAAUUUAAGAAAUUCCUUCCAAGACAUUUAGCAAAAAGGGAGAGUCAAAUAAUUGCCCAAACAUGGCAUGUCUUUCUCUUGAUUAUUUUUCCCAAGGAAAUAAUUUCAAAAUGAAAAGGAAUCAUCAUCUAAUUUUGACCACUAGGUAUUUGGAGUGCUAAAGUAAGUUUCAGUCAAAUAUGGGGCCUUAAACAACAAAGAAAAUUCUUACUAUCUUCUUUAUCUUAUUUCUCAUGCUUUUUUUUAAUUAAGUAGAUUGUAAAACACUAACGAUAUCUUCUAAUGCAAAAGGAGAAAUUCACAUUUGCCUCUGUAGCUCACUUGCUUGAUUUGGGUAACAAGUUAACAGUACUUAGAAGUUAUCAAGCCAGACACUAGCAUCUCCAAGUCCCCAAGCCAGUUGCUUCCCACUGCCAUCCAAAGAAAAAGAUGAAGUCAUGAACUUUAUUGGUUAUGUCAUGGCAGCCUCCUCUUCUUUACUCACUGGAGAAACACACACACACACAUACAAGAAAAAAUGACAAAGACCAUUGAGGAAGUGUCACAAUAUAUUUCAAGUGUAAGCUGAGUUACCAAAAGACAAAUUGAAAAAUAUUAAUAUAUGUACUGAUAAAUCAGAGAAGACAUAGACCUAUAAGUAGCUGGCUAGAAAAGGAAGAUGCAUAAUUCUCUGGAGACAUAAGCAGCUACAGAUGAGGAAGAAGACAAUGUACACCCUUUCAGGCACAAAACUCUGUCUGUACUUAAAUAAGAGAAAGUCCCUCCAGAAAGAAAUGAGUUAGUGAUACUCAUGUAUGUGUGUCUCUGUGUGUAUGUAUGUAUCCCUCCCUAAAGCUUGUCUGACUUAUUUAAUGUAAAUCAGUAUUUUUGGCCAUCUCCUUUCUUACCCCUAUAACUGCUUCCCUUUUUGAUUUAGGCUUGGAAUACAUUGUAAUAUUACUUCCUUUCCAGUUAGGGGAUCUGACAUAUGAAGGCACAUUUAAGAGGCCCAGAACAAAAUAAGAAGCAUCUGGAAAUGUAGACCGUGUCUUCCAGACUAAAUCUUUUACAGGUCAUCUUUCCUUACAUUACCAGAACUGUUGAUUCUGUGCACAAAAUCAUAAGCCUUGUGCAAAUGAGAUUUGUCCCACACACUCGUCUUUUCCAACAUUCAAUCAGGUUUUAUUAACUAUCUGUCUAAAGGACUUGCCUCUAACACUUUUUUUCUUUGUAUGCUCGCUCUAUCAACAUAAGAAUAUUUCUGAAGAGCAGGGCAGAGGCAAUUACCUGAUAGUAAAUCAUGGUGGAUUAACACAGCAUUUGACUCCAGUCCUUUUCUCAAUUGAAUCCCAAAUGAUAAAUACCCAAUCCUUACACAAUUUCAACUCUCUAAAGUACCAAGUCAUAUAUGUUUGAGUUUACUUUAAUAACUCCAAUAAACAAGCAGACAACCAGAUACACGUAUGAGUGUGCAGAUAAACACUACCGAAAGUGAAUGUCACUGCUUCAAGGACUGAAUUCAAAAUUAAAACCCAAAAGGCAGAUGGUCACUUCAAGAUUGUCACAAAAACCACUCAUAGGUGACAAUGAAGCAUUGUAUGCAUGUUUCCCCUUAGCAAUUGUAGUAAGUAUCUCAUCAUCUGAAUAUAGUGUUUUAAAAUGUUUAUUCUUAAAAUAUGUAAGUGCUUGUCAAAUGUAAAAUCAUCAUGAAAACCUGG
Messenger RNA from Grammomys surdaster, 3875 nucleotides. RefSeq names its product tachykinin receptor 3 (gene Tacr3). The record is from RefSeq and is a predicted model, not a curated record. The transcript has 5 exons. Gene Ontology annotation, cellular component: plasma membrane; sperm midpiece. Gene Ontology annotation, biological process: positive regulation of flagellated sperm motility; G protein-coupled receptor signaling pathway. Bases 273 to 1637 code for a protein of 454 amino acids. Gene Ontology annotation, molecular function: tachykinin receptor activity. NCBI's taxonomy places the organism in Eukaryota, Metazoa, Chordata, Mammalia, Rodentia, Muridae.